CCGCAGAUACUAUAUUUAGCGUCAUGCAGCCAUGACGUCAGCCACUAUGCGAAUAUAAAAGUCGGUGGGGAGGUGAAUGCAUCGUCAGUAGCAGCAACUCUCCCAUCAGCGCUAGGAUGGCUCUUCUCUUGUCGGUAUUUUUGGCGUGUGCCACAGUCGUUCUCGGCUCACGCCCCCAGCCCUACGGUGCCCAGCCCACCCACAGGGCCGGCUACUGCGACCCCACCACGCCCCCUACUUGUGCCUACGGCAGCGACGUCUCCUUCUGCCUGGAGGACCCCGAAUACCCCGAGUACGACAUCAAGGGCGCCAUCGAGGCGGACAAGCUGUUCGCCAAGAAGUACGCCGACGUGGCAGACCAGUCCGCCGACGAUCUGGUUGACCACGUGACCAAGUACCAGGAGGAGGCGUUCGACUACUCCUACUACACCGGCGUCUCUACAGGGUACUCCCCCUACGACGUGACCCACUGGACGGGCCCUGAGGGCUACAUCUGCCCCUCGGACGUGGCCUACGCCCGCCCCAGGCGCGCCCGCAACGUGGAGGGCAAGUGGAGGGUGAUCGUGAACAACGUGCACUACUACACCCAGACGGCGCGCCUGGAGACGUGCCUGUUCCCUCAGGCCGCCUGCCGCGCCCUGGCGCCCUGCUACAAGAGUCACUGCACCCAGAAGUACGUGUACCACCGCAUGCUCUCCUACGACCCCUGCGACCCCUACAAGGGUCUCUUCAUCGACAUCUACAAGCUGCCCUCCGCCUGCUCCUGCCACGUCGCCCCUCCCCCUCCUUCCUACGCCUAAGCCCCGCCUGAGGCGCCCCCCGAAGGCGCGCCUCCUGCCGCAGCCGAGAGAGGCUCGGCGGCCACGACACAAGUACCGACACGACCUGUAACCUUCCCCCGGCGCACAGGAGAAGCCCCGAGAUGACUUGAGAACUGCUUUCUUCACGUGCCACCACCAGCCACGCCAGGGCCUCCCGGGACGCUCCUUCCGCCGCUCUCACACUCUGCCCUUUUCACUCUCAUCUUUCUUCCUUUUUCUAUCCUGAGCCACGCUGACGCGAGAGUUGUAUUAUUUAUUAAAAUGAACUAUAUACCACU
Molecule: messenger RNA, 1099 nt
Organism: Scylla paramamosain (green mud crab)
Lineage: Eukaryota; Metazoa; Arthropoda; Malacostraca; Decapoda; Portunidae
Product: neurotrophin 1-like
Exons: 2
Coding region: 117-800 (227 amino acids)
Biological process (GO): central nervous system formation; innate immune response
Cellular component (GO): extracellular region
Molecular function (GO): growth factor activity; Toll binding
Source: RefSeq, a predicted model, not a curated record